Messenger RNA from Drosophila ficusphila, 411 nucleotides. Its product is annotated as probable cytochrome P450 4p2. The transcript is spliced from 2 exons. NCBI's taxonomy places the organism in Eukaryota, Metazoa, Arthropoda, Insecta, Diptera, Drosophilidae. The record is from RefSeq and is a predicted model, not a curated record. Bases 28 to 291 code for a protein of 87 amino acids.
GAGUUCGAGCGAUCCAGUUCGGAGGCGAUGAUUUGGCUUCUGUGGAUUUCAGUUUCCAUAAGCGUGGUCUUGCACUGGCUGUACAAAGUCAACAAAGAUUACUGCAUUCUCGCCUUCUUCGCGAGGAGAAUCCGAACUAAGAAUGGAAAGCCGUUGGAGAGCGUAGUUCCCAUUCCCAAGGGUGCUACUAUAUUCCCCAACUGUUUUGAUCUAUUUGGAAAAAACUCCGUUGAAGUUUUCCGUUUCUUGCGCGAGCUGGGAACGAAAUUUAAAGAGAGCUAUGUUUCUUGACUUUGGGUUACAUUGCCUAACAUUACUCUGAUUUCUCUGUUUUAUUACCCUUUUCAGUUGAAGUUUUCCGUUUCUUGCGCGAGCUGGGAACGAAAUUUAAAGAGAGCUAUGUUUCUUACA